Messenger RNA from Oncorhynchus masou masou (cherry salmon), 3006 nucleotides. RefSeq names its product RNA polymerase II-associated protein 3-like. Gene Ontology annotation, cellular component: protein folding chaperone complex. The transcript has 17 exons. The coding region runs from base 374 to 2362 and encodes 662 amino acids. Gene Ontology annotation, molecular function: protein binding. Lineage: Eukaryota; Metazoa; Chordata; Actinopteri; Salmoniformes; Salmonidae. The record is from RefSeq and is a predicted model, not a curated record.
ACUUGACAUCAGGCGAGUUACGGGGUGUGUUCAGUGGUGGUGUCCAAUCCUUUCAGGUUGUUGGCCGGAGGAAGAACUGAAUAGAUUUAAAUACUGGAGUAGCGUGGUUUUACUUUUUUUGUGAGUGUUGUGUUUGUUAUUUUUUCAAUAAGCAAAGUAUAGGGGAGUAUUCCAGUCUAGUAGGUGGCAGUAAUGCAAAAUGUAUUGGUUGCCAACCGCAGUUAAACCCCAUCGAAGAAGAGGACAUGCUGUCAUGGCGCGGAACACAAACAGAAAACGACAGUAUGGUGAUAGUUUGUAGCGAACGUUAAAUGCUCAUAAGCCCUUAAAAUGAUAAAUUACAAUCAAUUUGGGACGCAAGGAACAGGUAGACAUGUCUGAAAACAAAGCCAUUGAACUCCAACUGCAAAUGCGACAAAAUGCAGAGGACCUGCAUAACUUCAUGAAAGAUCUUGACAGCUGGGAAACUGACAUAAAGAGGAAGGAUGAGCAACUAAGAACUGGGAGCUUUAGCGAGUCUCAAAAAAGCCUCCCUCCAGUGCGAAACAAGGACUACAAAAAGAAGCGAGAGAGAAAGAAGGCACCAGACAACAAUGCAAAGACUGAACCAAAACAAGCACGCAGGAUAAAGUCUCAUGACUAUCAGUCAUGGGACAAAUUUGAUGUGGACAAGGUAUUGGAGUCCAUGGAUAAAGAGGACAGCGCUGCUGAGUCCAAUGACUCUGAGUCUGAGGAUUCUGGGGUUCCUGCAACUGACCAAGACAAGGUGCUUGCUGAGAAGGAGAAAGGCAAUCAGCUGUUCAAAGAAGGGAAGUAUGAGGAUGCCAUUGAGUGUUACACCAGAGGCAUGGGCGCAGACCCUUAUAACCCCGUUCUGCCUACAAACCGAGCUGCCUGCUUCUUCAGACUCAAAAAGUUUGCUGUUGCCGAGUCUGACUGCAACUUGUCCAUCGCUUUGGACAGUAACUACUUCAAAGCAUUUGCACGAAGAGGAGCAUCUCGAUUCGCCCUGCAGCAUUAUGAAUCUGCCCUAGAAGAUUAUGUAAUGGUUCUCAACCUGGAUCCUGGAAACCUGGAGGCACAGAAGGAAGUGAUGAAAUGCAAAGAGGUCAUUGCUAAACUGGGUGGAAAGGCAGAAAGCCCAGAGGCUGCAGUGGUGAUGCCACCUGUGGUGGACGUCAAGCAACAGCAGCUCAUGGAGGAACAACAGAGGAGACAGGAGGCGGUGGUGCAGAAAGACAGGGGGAACGCAUACUUCAAAGAGGGGAAGUAUGAGACUGCAGUAGAGUACUACACCAAGGGCAUGGAAGCGGACAGCACCAACGUCCUCCUGCCUGCCAACCGGGCCAUGGCUUACUUAAAGCUGCAGAGAUAUAAAGAGGCUGAGGAGGACUGUAGUAAAGCAAUAGCCCUGGAUGGCACCUAUUCAAAGGCUUUUGCCCGCAGAGGGACAGCCAGGGCUGCUCUGGGACUGCUCAAACAAGCUAAAGAAGAUUUUGAGGAGGUCCUGAAGCUAGAACCAGGAAACAAGCAGGCAUUUUAUGAGAUGAAGAAGAUUACAAUUGACAUGGACACCAGUGGUCUGCUGGCAACAGAAGAGCAUGCACAGCGGAGAACAGUACAGCCAAUUAACAAACCACCUGACCUGCAGUCAACCAAGUCAUUGAGUAGAGUGGACAUUGAAGAGGUUUGUGGAAAGAUCCUGGUCCAGGAGGAGUCCUCAGCUGUGUUGACUUCAACCACAGCCCCCCGUGUUAGGCACCAGAAGACCACCUCCAUUGCAGACACCGUGAGAGAGGGUCAGGCCUCACCCCCCUCUACCUCCCCCAGUGCUAAGAUCCCGAAGAUUGAAGAAACAUCAAACCUCCCCUCACAUUCCCCUGUCAAAGGGCCUGUAGGGUAUGCUGUGAGAGCACAGACACAGCAGCACAGGGAGGCAACUGUCAGUGAACCAACAGAACCGCCUGCUACACCAUCAACUGAGCUCAUACCUCCUGCCCCCACCAACAGCUUCCAGCUAGAGGCAGACCUAAGGAAGAUUGGAAAUGGCCCUGAAGUCAUCUACAAGUAUUUGAAGCAAAUCCAGCCUCAGGCUUAUACAAAGAUCUUUCAGAGCUCUCUUGAACCAGACAUGCUCAAUCAGAUUCUAAGGACGUUACAAAGCUUCUACAUCAAGAAGGAAGAGCCACCUGUCAUACUGGAGAUCCUCAGGAAUCUGGCCGGUGUGAGGCGGUUCGAUAUGGCUGUCAUGUUCAUGUCCAACCCUGAGAAGAAAGUUCUACAAGAAUUGUUUAACUUUCUUCGUCAAGCUGGACUUGAGGACGCUUCAGUAGGAGCCCUGCAAAAGAGGUAUGGAGUGUGACGUGAGUGCAGAACCCUAAAAAUGGACAUCGCCACGGAGAGCAAAAUUGUUUUUUACUUCAGCAAGCAAUCGCUUGAAGGAGUUUUUCAAUGCUCUAGUCCAUGUUACUCAUCCAAACAUUGCUGUAUGUACGCAACAAUGCAUCACUUAAUUUCGGCUGCCAUGUUGGAAGGUCUGUAACAUUUGAUGUAAUACUGUUUUAUUUUGUAUUUUUUCCCCUAUGGCUCAACAUGUGUAAGUUUCAUCCUUAUGAGAACAGUAGUUACUCUGCAUGGCCAAAACAAGAAUGUUCUAUCUGACUGCGGCCCAACAGAACCAUAUGGGGAAUAGUUCAAAUAUGCAUCUGCUACUCUUAGAAAGCCAUGAGAACUGAAAUAUGAAUAAAGGCAAAACAUUUGUGUUAUUUUCAAUUCUUCUGUCCAGGACCGUACAUCUCCAAGACAUUAAUUGCAGUGAAUGAGUAAAUACCUAAUAAAUUGACAACCUUUAUUGAUGUUCACUGAAAGUGCAGAUAUGAAGAAGAUACUUUUCAGCAAAUAGCGUUUUCACAUGUUAACUGUAAAAUAGUUUUUUUGGUGUCAUCUACACAUGGACUAAGAAGUUGGCAAAGUAUACAUAUGUGGAAAAUAAACAAAUUACAGGAA